Messenger RNA from Haliotis rufescens (red abalone), 1357 nucleotides. RefSeq lists its product as uncharacterized. The record is from RefSeq and is a predicted model, not a curated record. The transcript has 11 exons. The coding region runs from base 102 to 1142 and encodes 346 amino acids. NCBI's taxonomy places the organism in Eukaryota, Metazoa, Mollusca, Gastropoda, Lepetellida, Haliotidae.
GUGGGGUGUUGUGUGGAUAUCACCAGGAAGAACAAUGGACGUUUGAAACACAUUCCAACUUUCAUCUGCUUUCCAACUCAUCAGGUCUCUCUUCUAAAAAGAUGAACAUUUUUGAGGUCCUGCUACUCCUAUUGGCCUUCUCUUGGCAGGAGAAAGAAGCAGCAGCAUCAACAAAAACAGCAUCAACAUCAACAACACCAGCACCAACACCAACACCAGUAUAUACGGUUGCCUGUGUCUCCACUGAAGAGGCGAAACUGACAUUGACAGACACCAAAACCUUUAAAGUCCACCUGCCACCUGGAUGCUCAUCAACAGGACCGCCUUACACCCUUACCAGGCCAUGCUUAGGGAAAACAGUCUACAUAUACAAGAUACCACAGACGACAGCUUCGUUCGUCGGAGGCGACGGCACAAUCGCCCUAACUAUAACAUGUGAGGUGCCCAAAGACGGGGUAACGGCCAUGCCACAUGUCAGUGUGAAGAUGAUGCCUUCAGUGACACCAACGGUGGAGAACCACCCAUUCACUGAGGUUACCAUGGCACUGUCAACAACUGAUCCUCACACACCUCUCACUACUCCAAGCCAGACUGCCCUGGGAGACCACUUGUAUCUCGUCAUCAUGAGUGAACCAAAGAAAGGAGGCAGCAACAUUUUGAUACCAGAGAUAUGUUCUGCGAAAGAUGGGAAAGACACAGUAAAGUUGUGGAACCUCAAACAGGACGCUGGGAAAUGUGGUAGCCUUGAACCUACACUGAUCGGGAAUUUCACAGUUGCAAAUACACCAGUGACAUAUGGAACGAAGACGGAGGAUGUCGCAUAUGCAGAUAUAUAUGCUUUCAUGUUCCCAAACAGUGGUACCAUCACGUACGAAUGCACUGUUCUGGUAUGUCCGAAGAAUGGAACUGGUCAAUGCGCAACGGAGCUGACAUCAAACAACAACUGCUUGAAAUCCACAGCUAGAAAACGUCGAAGUGUGAAUAAUGUGGGAAAUACGACAGCCACUACACAUUUCAGAAGGACAGUGUCGGCAACGCUAACGGUCUCUGACUUCAAGGGAAUUUCCGAAGGCAGUAACGCAAGAGCGGAGGGUCUCCUCCUGUUGGUGCCCAUGCUUACAAGCUUUCUCUUGUCAAAGUAAAAUUCAUCACUUAGACAUGUGACUUCAGCGGAAGUAUACACGGUAUCCUGAAAAUCGUAUUGGAAUUGUUUGAAGAUCAACAGUUGAUAUAUCUAUUAAUAUGUCUGCAUAAUACAUGACCAAUCAGACACAUUACAAAUUACCCUUGGUCUUAAUUGUAUGAAAUGUAUGAAGUAGAAGUUCGAGGUGGAAUCGAUAAAUUGCUACAACAGUCA